GCGGAUCGAGAGCGGGAUAUUUGAAUUAGCGAAGGAAUAAUUAAAUUUUUGAAAUUUUCAUCGACAUCAGACAUGAGUAAUGUUAUAUAGAGUAGAUUAUGCGUGUCUUUAUUAUUUUCAAAGAAUAUUGGUUACAUCGGGAUCGUAUAUACUUUAAAUAAUCAGAUGUCACAUUGCUCAUGCGCAGUGUUGCAGGCUUGCUCUAUGAAAGGUUAGAAUCACCUUGUGCGUGUGAGAAAACACCGUGUGUACACACAGUGCAUUACCAGACGGUUUUCUUGGAGUUGCUUUUACUUAUACUUAGACAAUAAUAAAGCAAGUUAUAAUUUCUGGAUCAAAGAAAACGGAAAUUGAUUAAAAAAUGUCCGACGAGGAAGUUAUUCGACGAAGGUUGCUGAUCGAUGGCGAUGGCAUUGGGGACGACAGGAGAUUAAACGUCUUAUUAAAAUCGUUCAUCAAGUGGGUAAACAACCCUGAGACAGACCACAUUUUACACGAAAGAAUGCUGUCCCAGUUGUCUCAGUGCGAAUUCGCACAGAAAAAAUCGCGUCUGGUGUCGAAUAUGAGUCAAGAAGAAUUGAAGAACUAUGAAGACCUAUCAAAAGAAAUCGACGUGGAAAUAGAAGAAGCUAAAAAGAGCAUAGAGACGACAAAGGUUGAACUUCAAGAGGCCAAGCAAGUUAGAAAGAACAGAAUUGAGUACGAUGUCCUAGCUAAAGUUAUUAACGAACAGCCUGAUAGACUAGAGACUGAUGUUAAACUGGCUACUCUUCAAAAGGAAUUGGGAACACUAAAAGAAAAGUCGCAACACUUGGAACACAAACUUGAAAUGAGGAGAAAGCAGUUCCACGUGCUGAUAUCUUCUAUUCACUCUCUACAAGGAAUGUUGGAUGAAUCUGAUGAGGAAAUAAUGGAUGUUAGUUUAGAAGAUGUCCAUUCUCCAAAAGUUACAACAUAAAGUGGCCAUCUCAAUUAGGUUUCUUUCCAUUUUAGAUAAUAAGAUAUUUCUAGGACUGAUGAUAAAUAAAAAAAUAUAUUUCUUUUUCAAGUAAAAAAAAUGCACAAGUCAACAUUAAGCGUUAUUUUCCAAACUUCAACUUGAGUUUACUUGUUUUUGGGACAUGCCUUAUUGUUAGCGAUAGCCUUGUUGAACGCUCCAAGAUCUCUCCUUCAUUGUAAUUGUGUGAACACAUGUUCAAGUUUUUUAUAUCACACUUGGUUAUCAAGUCUGUGGACCUUUCAUCUAUCGAAUGUAAAUAAUCAUGGUACAGAUCUUUUUGUAGAAUUAAUAAACUUCUUGGCUCCAACAGUAAACUGAAUUCUCGUUUUGGAGAUUCCUAAGCAAAAUUACAUUAUCAUUUACUAUUAAUUAUUUAGAAUAUAUCACUAAAUUGAAAGAAUUAAUGUCAGACUUACAACUUUAUCAGUUUCAUGGCGUUUAUAAAAUUCUAGAAGAGUGUGAGAGCCACAACUUAUUGUUGUUACUAUUGGAUGAAAAAGAGGUCCAUCAGAAUGUGCCUAAUAAGUAGAUGAAGUACAUUAAUAAAUGAGAGAUACAUAGAACCCUGAAAUAUUUACCAUAAUCCCUUGGCCAGGUAAAUAUUCAUUUAUGAGCACAUGAUUUGGCCUCUUGUCUUUGUCAAAAAUAUUCAACUUGGCUAUUUUGUCAAUUUGUACUUCAAGCCACUGGAGCGGAGAAACAAAAAUUGAGUCAAGCAAUGUGCAAUGUAAAAUCAUAAAGUUUCAAGUAGGCAGACUAACUUUGGGAAUCUCCUCAGCGAUCAUUCCUUUUGGAUGUGGUAUUCCACCCCAAUUUUGAAGUCGACGAUGACUGAGUUGAGUCCAUUUAGGAAGUGGAGCACUGUUUACUUUCUGUGUUAUAUCACUUUCUUCCUCUUUUGUUAUGAAAUUGGGAAUGUAACAUACCAGAGGUGGUACCUACAUAAAACUAUCGAUAUAAUA
This is a messenger RNA of Nasonia vitripennis (jewel wasp), 1962 nucleotides long. It is a transcript of the gene thoc7, whose product is annotated as THO complex subunit 7 homolog. Lineage: Eukaryota; Metazoa; Arthropoda; Insecta; Hymenoptera; Pteromalidae. Gene Ontology annotation, biological process: mRNA export from nucleus; mRNA processing. The transcript is spliced from 3 exons. The record is from RefSeq and is a predicted model, not a curated record. The coding region runs from base 362 to 958 and encodes 198 amino acids. Gene Ontology annotation, cellular component: THO complex part of transcription export complex.